This is a messenger RNA of Cyprinodon variegatus (sheepshead minnow), 412 nucleotides long. RefSeq names its product up-regulated during skeletal muscle growth 5 homolog (mouse) (gene atp5mk). NCBI's taxonomy places the organism in Eukaryota, Metazoa, Chordata, Actinopteri, Cyprinodontiformes, Cyprinodontidae. The coding region runs from base 108 to 284 and encodes 58 amino acids. The transcript is spliced from 4 exons. The record is from RefSeq and is a predicted model, not a curated record.
GGGCGGGACUUCCGGGAAUCUUUAGCAUUGCGGCCUCUGUUGAAGGGCACUUGUCUCGUUCAGCUAGCACAGGGGUCGUGUGUCAAAGGACCAUACAUUUAGUCAGAAUGGGAGGACACGAUGCUGGAAGUCAGCACCAGUUCACUGGAAUUGCCAGAUACUUCAAUUCAUACACGAUCACUGGAAGGAGGAACUGUGUUUUGGCCACAUAUGCCAGCCUUGCUGCCAUCUUCCUUUUCUUCAAGUUGAAGCCCAAGAAACAACCUGCCGUCACAGACAAGUAGUUAUGUUUCCAUUUGAUCCUCGUUUCUAUCUGCUUGGAGCGGAGAGAGCAGCUGGACAUGCUUGUAAUAAAAAAUGUGUGGUUGGUUUCCUCAUGUAAACAAUAAAGGUGUAUGCUCUGAACAUAGAA